CAAGGAUUGUUAGCUUCCGGACAGCACGAUACAGAAAUAAAACGAAAAUAAAGCAAAAACAUCUAAGUUAAGAGACAACACAACAAAAGAAAAAUGGCAGAUGACUGGGGAGCCAUUGUUGAUGAACAGGAAAAGAACCUUACUCAAAAGGUUGGCGGUCUGAAUCUUGCUGGUGCCAGCGGCGGUGACAAGCCCACCACAUCAACAUCAUCAACAACAACAACAACAGCAGGUGCCCAGGCAACAGGAGUUCAGGCAACAGGAGCCCAGGGGGCUGAGGGAGGAGUCAAAGGGGCAACUGGAGGGGCAGGGGAUACGGGGGCUACAGCUAAAGCUGGGGCAGGGGCAGCUGGGGAGGAGGAAGAACAUGGGGUGACAAAAGAGGAUGAAUCACUAUUACACAAGCUGCUUCACUCCAAGCUUGUCUCCACAAAAGCAGAUCUGGAGGUGUUACAAAAAGAUCCCAACUCUCCACUCUACUCAGUGAAGUCAUUUGAAGCCCUCCAUCUGAAGCCAGAACUGAUGAAGGGUGUAUAUGAAAUGGGGUUCAACGCACCUUCAAAAAUACAGGAAACAGCAUUACCAGUCUUGCUUGCUGACCCGCCAACCAACAUGAUAGCUCAAAGUCAGAGUGGUACAGGGAAGACGGCAGCCUUCGUCCUUACAAUGCUCAGUCGGGUAGACCCUAAUCUCCCACAUACACAGUGCCUGUGCCUGGCGCCCACCUACGAGCUGGCUCUACAGAUAGGCGGCGUAACAGAGAAGAUGGCCAAAAAUAUGGUUAACGUUAAAAUAGGCUACGCUGUGAAAGGGGAAAGAAUUGCUCGUGGUCAGAGGAGCCUGGACCACAUCUUGAUAGGCACGCCCGGCACUGUGUCUGACUGGUGCCUCAAGUAUAAAAGCGUGGACCCAAAGAAACUGACAGUAUUCGUCCUUGAUGAAGCAGAUGUUAUGAUAGCCACACAGGGUCAUCAGGACCAGAGUAUACGCAUACAGAGGCAGCUGUCUAAAACAUGUCAAAUGUUACUAUUCUCUGCCACUUACGAAGACGAUGUAAUGAAAUUUGCCCAGGCAGUAAUCCCAAAUAAUCCUGUCGUAAUAAAGCUACGUCGAGACGAGGAAAGCCUCAAUAACAUCCGACAGUUCUAUGUGCAAUGUCGAGACCAGGAAGAGAAGUUUCAAGCGCUGGGCAACAUCUAUGGCGCCAUCUCUAUCGGGCAGUCAAUGAUUUUCUGUGCAACACGGCGGACAGCCCACUGGUUAUCAGAAAAGAUGACAAAGGACGGUCACGCGGUGGCGUUAUUAUCAGGGGAUCUGGACAUUGCACAGCGGGCGGCAAUCAUCAACAGAUUCAGGGAUGGGAAGGAGAAAGUCCUCAUCACAACAAAUGUAUCUGCCAGAGGUAUAGACGUUGAGAUGGUAACAGUGGUUGUAAAUUUCGACAUGCCCGUGUUACAAGAGACGAAACAAGCCGAUUGCGAGACAUAUUUGCACAGAAUCGGCCGGACAGGUCGGUUUGGAAAGGCUGGAAUCGCCAUCAACAUGAUUGACUCGAACAAAUCCCUCCAAGUCAUGAAGGCAAUAGAACGACAUUUCAAUCGAACCAUAGAACUGCUUGAUACAGAUGAUAUUGAAGCAGUUGAAAGGAUUAGCACCUAAAAUAGAAUACAUGAUCUCUAGACUGGUCUUAAGAAAUUAACUAUAAUAUGAUCAUAGACUGUGAACAGACGAGGUCAAGGUUAUAUUGCAUCAGGACUAUUUUUAGAAUGAUCAGAUAUUGUGCUGAAAAUUCAGUUGUUAAAAAGUGUUUUAAUGAUGACAUAAUUUUUAAAUUUAGCUGGUGCAAAAGUUCAAAGUGCUUAACAGAUUUCACAAUGUAUGGGUCUUAGAUUUUCCUUACUGAAAAUUGUAGCGAAGUUCAUUGACUGGUAUGGUUCUUAAUUUCAGAAAAUGAUUUUAAAACGCAUUGUGUAUAAAGAUAAACAUGUUUACCAUUGUUAUGUGUUAACAAGGAACAAGAUUUAGUGUUUGUUUACAUACAUGAACAUGUGUCAAAAGUUCAAAACUUUAUAAUGACAUAUCGUGAUUGCUCUGUCAUUGAGGAAAUAAAAACAUCAACUUGUAACACAUUAAUAUUUAGAGGUAAACAUGAAGAGGUCCCAAGUGACAAUGUAUAAAGAAGAAGGUAUAAUCAAUUUGCUUUCACUACUACUUAAAGAAUUUGAUCAGAAUCCAAAAGCUUAUUAAAUUCAUCUUCUUAUGAUAUUGUUAAUUUCUUCUGUUCCUGUUAAACUAUAAAGUAUUAAAUUAAACUAUGAUCCUGUUGAACUGUAGAACAUGCUCUGAAUACUAGAUAUUGUUUUUAAUGAUCAUGCUUUAAGUUAUAUGAAACGGUAACAAUCAGAAAUGGGUCUUGUCAUUAAAUUCUAAAAUUGUCUGUCUUUAAUCUUAUUUUCAAAUAUGUAAUUCAGAUAUCAAAGAACGGUAAAUAACGUUGAAUAUAUAUUAUAACCUUUUAACCAUGUCAGCGCAUGGGUGCCAACAUUCUGGUUGCUAUCACAGCAAAACUAAGAGGUCUGACAGGGAUAUGAUUUUUCCGUGGAUUCGCAGAUUUCCGUGAAUGAUAUGGCUCCAGGAACAAACGAAAAAAAAACUUUUUUUAAUGAUUUAAAAAAGUUAAGAUUGCUUUUGGUUGUAACUUAAAUUGUUAUUCCUUUUGACACUCAGGUGAGCUUUAUAUUUGAAAUCAGGAGAGCCCUAAAAAGGUUUUUAAAAAGCCAGUUUUGCUUCUGCAGUAGGGUGCUUUACCCACUUUGACCCCAAUUGGGGGCCCAAGGAUCCCCAAACCCAUAGCCAAAACAGUUUCAGCCCUUCAGCUGCCAAGUCAUUCACAUUUUUAACUGACAUCAUAUCUACUUUAAGACCCAAGUUUGGUUGUUGCCCUGCAUAUUUUACAAAGGUUUUUAGCACCUCUUUGAAAUGUACAUACAUGUAGUUAUAAAAUUGCCAUGUAUCUAAAAUGGACAUUUCAUAAUCAUGUGUCACUCCAUUGUGCUUGUACAUUGAUUUUAAUUUUGUAAAUUACAAAACAGUUUAUA
Mya arenaria is the source of this 3098-nucleotide messenger RNA. RefSeq names its product ATP-dependent RNA helicase DDX19A-like. NCBI's taxonomy places the organism in Eukaryota, Metazoa, Mollusca, Bivalvia, Myida, Myidae. The transcript is spliced from 12 exons. Gene Ontology annotation, biological process: poly(A)+ mRNA export from nucleus. Gene Ontology annotation, molecular function: RNA helicase activity; ATP binding; RNA binding. Gene Ontology annotation, cellular component: cytoplasmic stress granule; nucleus. The record is from RefSeq and is a predicted model, not a curated record. Bases 94 to 1659 code for a protein of 521 amino acids.